Molecule: messenger RNA, 1492 nt
Organism: Erinaceus europaeus (western European hedgehog)
Lineage: Eukaryota; Metazoa; Chordata; Mammalia; Eulipotyphla; Erinaceidae
Product: hsc70-interacting protein-like
Exons: 1
Coding region: 59-1162 (367 amino acids)
Molecular function (GO): protein dimerization activity; Hsp70 protein binding
Source: RefSeq, a predicted model, not a curated record
GUCAGCGCCCGGGACCCAGCCGCCGCCGCCUCUCUGCCGCGCCCUUUGCUUCCCAACCAUGGACCCCCGCAAAGUGAACGAGCUCCAGGCCUUCGUGAAGAUGUGUAGGCAGGACCCAAGCUUCCUGCACACCGAGGAAAUGCGCUUCCUGAGGAAGUGGGUGGAGAGCAUGGGGGGUAAGAUACCACCUGCAACCUACAAAACUAAAUCAGAAGAAAAUGCCAAGGAAGAAAAAACAGAUAGUAACGAGACGGAGGAAAACAUAAAGACAGAUGAACUAUCAAGUGAGGAAAGUGAUCUAGAAAUAGAUAAUGAAGGUGUGAUUGAACCAGAUACUGAUGCUCCUCAAGAAAUGGGAGAUGAAAAUGUAGAGGUAACUGAGGAGAUGCUGGAUCAGGCAAAUGAUAAAAAAGUGGCUGCCAUUGAUGCCCUAAAUGAUGGUGAAUUUCAGAAAGCAAUUGAGUUAUUCACAGAUGCCAUCAAGCUAAAUCCUCGAUUGGCAAUUUUAUAUGCCAAGAGAGCCAGUGUCUUCAUCAAAUUACAGAAGCCAAACGCUGCCAUCCGAGACUGUGACAGAGCUAUUGAAAUAAAUCCUGACUCAGCUCAACCCUAUAAGUGGAGAGGGCUGGGCCAUUGGGAAGAAGCAGCCCAUGACCUUGCUCUUGCAUGUAAAUUGGAUUAUGAUGAUGAUGCUAGUGCAAUGCUGAAAGAAGUUCAACCAAGGGCCCAAAAGAUUGCAGAACAUCGAAGAAAGUAUGAGCGAAAACGUGAAGAGCGAGAAAUCAAAGAACGACUAGAAAGGGUUAAGAAAGCUCGUGAAGAACAUGAGAGAGCACAAAGGGAGGAAGAUGCCAGAAGACAAGCAGGAGGAGCCCAGUAUGGAUCAUUUCCAGGUGGCUUUCCUGGGGGAAUGCCUGGAAUGGGUAAUUUUCCUGGAGGAAUGCCUGGAAUGGGAGGGGCCAUGCCUGGAAUGGCAGGAAUGCCUGGACUUAAUGAAAUUCUUAGUGAUCCAGAGGUUCUUGCAGCCAUGCAGAAUCCAGAAGUUAUGGCGGCCUUCCAGGACGUUGCUCAGAACCCAUCAAAUAUGUCAAAAUAUCAGAACAACCCAAAGGUUAUGAAUCUCAUCAGUAAAUUGUCAGCCAAAUUUGGAGGUCAAUCCUAAGGCCCUUCUGACAAAACCCUUGUUAAAGGAAACACAACUUAGAUCACUUAAUGGAUGUCGCAAUAAUACAAAACAGUGUACCUCUGACCUUCUUAUGAAGAAAGCUGGGGUGCUUGGAAGAUAAUCCCUACCCUCUGCCCCAAAUGCAGCUUAGAUUUUACAUUGGUUUGCCAUUAGAAUGUUCAUUUGAAAUAAUGUUUUCCUAUUAGGAUUUACAAAUUUUAAAUACUUUUAAAACUCUACAAAUAUUCUAAGCAAAAGUGUAUGUUACUUUUUCCUCUACUGAUCAUUUUGUUAUUUUUUCUUUGAAUUAGAAAAAGUAUACUUCAA